This is a messenger RNA of Peromyscus eremicus (cactus mouse), 1919 nucleotides long. RefSeq names its product RAB11 family interacting protein 4 (gene Rab11fip4). Lineage: Eukaryota; Metazoa; Chordata; Mammalia; Rodentia; Cricetidae. Gene Ontology annotation, cellular component: endocytic vesicle; cleavage furrow; midbody. Bases 200 to 1807 code for a protein of 535 amino acids. The transcript has 13 exons. Gene Ontology annotation, biological process: endocytic recycling; regulation of cytokinesis. The record is from RefSeq and is a predicted model, not a curated record.
UCGGCCCACGCGGGUCUCCCGGCAACCGGUGCGGGCGGAGGCGGGACCGGCGGCUUCAACUGGUGCGGAGCAGCGCGCCGCCCGGAUUGUUUUCGGAGCACGGUGCUGGCUUGGUCCCCGCGCGCCCCGCCCGACCCGGCUCCACAAGCGCCCGGCUUCUAGUCCAUCUGCAGCGGCCCGACCUGCGGCCGGUCGGGGGAUGCACACCCCGCCGGCUCCCGGAUGCCAGGGCAGCGACAUCUCUAGCUCUACCUUUGCUGAUGGCGAGCUCCUCCCCAGGGAACCUGGCUUCUUCCAGGAAGACGAGGAGGAAGCAAUGACACUGGCCUUGCCUGAGGGACCCCAGGAGUUAGAAAUGGACAGCCCCAUGGAGAGCAGCCAGGGCCUGGAGGGCUCUGUCCGGAGUCCUGAUGAGGAGAAGGAGCCUGAACUGGGGGGCCUGUUCCUGCAAGAGGACAAGUCCCUGGUCCUCACUCCAUCUAUGACCACAUCAGACCUUUCCACUCACUCCACCGCCUCUCUCAUCAGCAACGAGGAGCAAUUUGAAGACUAUGGAGAGGGGGAUGACGUGGACUGUGCCCCCAGCAGCCCCUGCCCCGAUGAUGAGACCAGAACCAAUGUCUACUCAGAUCUAGGAUCGUCAGUGUCUUCCAGUGCGGGGCAGACCCCGAGGAAGAUGCGGCAUGUCUACAACAGCGAGCUGCUGGAUGUGUACUGCUCUCAAUGCUGCAAGAAGAUCAACCUGCUGAACGACCUGGAGGCCCGGCUGAAAAACCUGAAGGCCAACAGCCCCAACCGGAAGAUCUCAAGCACAGCUUUCGGACGGCAGCUCAUGCACAGCAGUAACUUCAGCAGCAGUAAUGGCAGCACUGAGGACCUGUUCCGAGACAGCAUCGACUCCUGUGACAAUGACAUUACAGAGAAGGUGAGCUUCCUGGAAAAAAAGGUAACCGAGCUGGAGAACGACAGCCUGACCAGCGGCGAUCUGAAGAGCAAGCUGAAGCAGGAGAAUAUGCAGCUGGUGCACAGGGUGCAUGAGCUGGAGGAGAUGGUGAAGGAUCAGGAGACCACGGCAGAGCAGGCACUGGAGGAGGAGACUCGGAGACAUCGCGAGGUCUACUGCAAGCUGGAGCGGGAGAAGAGCACGGAGCUGGAGCUGCUGAACACCAGGGUGCAACAGUUAGAAGAAGAAAAUACGGAUCUGAGGACCACAGUGACUCGACUUAAGUCACAGACAGAGAAACUGGAUGAGGAACGGCAGCGCAUGUCUGACCGUCUGGAGGACACCAGCCUGCGACUCAAGGAUGAGAUGGACCUUUACAAGCGCAUGAUGGACAAGCUGCGGCAGAACCGUCUGGAGUUCCAGAAGGAGCGGGAGGCGACGCAGGAGCUCAUCGAGGACCUGCGGAGGGAGCUGGAACACCUGCAGAUGUACAAGCUGGACUGUGAGCGGCCAGGUAGGGGCCGCAGCUCAUCUGGCCUUGGCGAGUUCAACGCCAGAGCCCGAGAGGUGGAACUUGAGCAUGAGGUCAAGCGUCUGAAGCAGGAGAAUCACAAGCUGCGGGAUCAGAACGACGACUUGAACGGGCAGAUCCUGAGCCUCAGCCUCUACGAGGCGAAGAACCUCUUUGCCACCCAGACCAAAGCCCAGUCUCUGGCUGCAGAAAUCGACACAGCAUCUCGCGAUGAGCUAAUGGAAGCCCUGAAGGAACAGGAGGAGAUCAACUUCCGGCUGAGACAGUACAUGGACAAGAUUAUCCUGGCUAUACUGGACCACAACCCCUCCAUCCUAGAGAUCAAACACUGAGCCAGGGUUGGCUGCAGAGCGGCCAUUGGACCUGGGACCUAGGGACGGGCCUGCUGGAGGAGGAAGAUGCAGGCGGGACCCCACACUGUCUCUGUAAAUGUGCUUCCAGCCA